Drosophila montana is the source of this 1575-nucleotide messenger RNA. RefSeq names its product Tubulin-binding cofactor C (gene TBCC). Gene Ontology annotation, biological process: post-chaperonin tubulin folding pathway; tubulin complex assembly. The coding region runs from base 291 to 1400 and encodes 369 amino acids. Gene Ontology annotation, molecular function: tubulin binding. Gene Ontology annotation, cellular component: cytoplasm. The transcript is spliced from 2 exons. The record is from RefSeq and is a predicted model, not a curated record. Lineage: Eukaryota; Metazoa; Arthropoda; Insecta; Diptera; Drosophilidae.
CCCCACAUGGUGGGAGUGUGUAAGGUAGUGUGCGAAAGUGAGUUAGCUGUUUGUUUAUUGGAGUUUUCCUUUGGCUGUGCUGCGCUGCCAGCGACUGUGAAAGUGAAAAGUUGGAAAUUUUCAUAAUUUUGCAAUAGCCAGAAUUAGCAGAAUUGACCAGCAAUAUAAUUGUGUGCAGAUUUUAACAAAUUUUGCUGCAGCUGCGCGCAGACGGGCUCUCGUUUCUGCGGCUUAGACAACGGCAACGUUGAACAAAUAAUAUUGCAAGUCGAAAAUAUUGAAAUAUAAAAAUGGAGCCAACGAAUAAACAGCAUGAGGACAGCAUGGACAUUGUGGAUGCCGUUGCACGCAAGGAUUUCAUGCUGGAUCGAUUGAACAAACGCAACAAGGAUCGCCAAAACUAUUUGGAUGUGAAGCUGGAGCAGCGCAGCAAGGAGUGCGCACAGAACGAAGGCGUCGACUACUUUGCCCAAUCCUUCGGCCAGCGCGCCUAUGACAUAGAGCAGCGCAUCGGCGCCAUGCAACUGGACAGCGGGGAUGCGCCGCUGCCGGAUCUCAGCAAGCUCUUCGCGGACCUUACACUGCAAAUACAGGAAUUGCAGCGUUAUUUGACCGACUCGACCAUGUUUCUAUCGGAUUACAAGAUCAAAUCCUGUCAGAAUGCUCUCAAUUCGUUGACCAGCGCCUGUGAUGAGGCGCGCCAGCGUCUAAUGCCCAAAAAGAAGUUCGGUUUUAGCGGCAAGAAGUCGGCGGUUAAGCAUAAGCUGCCCCUUGAUCUCUGCAAGGUGGAUGCACCGGAGAAGACACCAAAGACGGGCGGCAGCAGCAGCGCCUUCACCUGGACAAUUUCCAAUCAGCGCAAUGCGCACAUUGUGCUGCGCGCCGAGCAGGUAAACGGCCAGGAUAUAACCAUUUCCAAUGUGCACAAGUGCCUGGUGGAGCUGCAGGGUCAUGCCGGCUCCGUGCAGGUAUCCAAUGCCAGUCAGUGCACCCUGCUCUGCGGCCCCGUGGCCCGUUCGUUCUUUGCCGAGCAACUGGAGCGCUGCACCGUCGCAAUUGCCUGUCAGCAGCUGCGUCUGCACUCAUCCCAGGCGACACGGAUCUAUUUGCAUGUCACCUGCCGCGCCAUUAUCGAGGAUUGUCGUGAAAUUGAGAUUGAUGUCUACAACUAUGACUAUGCGGAACUGGAGGCAGACUAUGAACAGUCCGGCUUGAAUAAAUCCCAGAAUAACUACACGGAUGUCGCCGAUUUCAAUUGGCUGUCGCCCGACGUCCAUUCGCCCAACUGGACGCUGCUCAAGGAUCAUGCAGCGCCCAAUUGGAGCGCUGUGCGACGCGACUUUCUGAAUAACAUUGCCAGCGAUGGCAAGGAUGUCGUCAAGGAUGCCACUAUGAUAUAGUGUUGGCAUCGGCGGAGGCGUCUGUUCCUCCUACUCGUCACGCUGCUCGCCUACGCCUUUCCUCUGGGCUGGCUGCUCAUGGAGCUGCUGAUGCCGCUGCCCAGCAACAUAACAUGUACUGUGUAAAUAGCUCGUAAGCCCAAUAAAUAAUCCAAGUUGAAUGUUGAUAUAAAAA